GGAGGUGGCUGCAGUCUCGGGCUGUCUUUCGUUGCUUGUUGGAGCUGCAGGAGAAGGGGUCAGGGCUGAGGAACCACGCGGAGCCAGCGCCCGGCCUUUCCGCCGCCCCGCGCGGUCUCUGCGGCACCAGUUCCGGGCCCUGCUUCGCGGCGUCUGCUCCCGGGCUCCCCUCGCUCCGCGGCUCGGGGUCGUCGGCCGCGCGUAAACACCACGAUUUCGGCCCUUCCCUGGGCCCUGUUCGUCCCCUCUACCCAUGAGAGACUUCCCGAUCAAAAAUUUUGUUUUGGGCUGAUUUUAAGCAUUUUUCUGUUCGUAGCUGUGUGUUUGCACUCUGACUGGGAACACUGGGAUCACUUUCAUCAUGCCAACAGUGGUGGUAAUGGACGUAUCCCUUUCCAUGACCCGACCCGUGUCUAUUGAGGGGUCUGAAGAAUAUCAACGGAAGCACCUAGCCGCCCAUGGUUUGACGAUGCUGUUUGAGCACAUGGCCACAAAUUAUAAGCUCGAGUUUACAGCCCUGGUGGUUUUUUCAUCACUCUGGGAGCUGAUGGUUCCCUUCACAAGAGAUUACAACACACUUCAGGAAGCACUAAGUAAUAUGGAUGAUUAUGAUAAAACCUGCUUGGAAUCUGCAUUAGUUGGUGUUUGCAAUAUUGUUCAGCAAGAAUGGGGUGGUGCAAUUCCUUGCCAGGUUGUUCUGGUGACAGAUGGCUGUCUUGGCAUUGGUAGAGGGUCACUGCGGCAUUCCCUAGCUACUCACAGUCAACGAAGCGAGAGCAACAGGUUUCCACUACCUUUUCCUUUCCCAUCUAAGUUAUACAUCAUGUGCAUGGCAAAUUUGGAGGAGCUUCAGAGUACUGAUUCUUUGGAUUGCCUUGAACGUCUCAUAGAUUUAAACAAUGGUGAAGGGCAGAUUUUUACUAUUGAUGGCCCCCUGUGCUUGAAAAAUGUACAGUCUAUGUUUGGAAAACUAAUAGAUCUAGCAUAUACGCCUUUCCAUGCUGUUCUCAAGUGCGGCCAUCUAACCGCUGAUGUGCAAGUCUUCCCCAGACCAGAGCCUUUUGUUGUAGAUGAGGAAAUCGAUCCCAUUCCUAAAGUCAUCAACACAGAUUUGGAAAUAGUGGGAUUUAUUGAUAUAGCUGAUAUUUCUAGUCCCCCAGUUCUGUCCAGACAUCUGGUCCUACCAAUAGCACUUAACAAAGAAGGUGAUGAGGUGGGUACUGGAAUAACUGAUGACAAUGAAGAUGAAAACUCAGCCAAUCAGAUUGCAGGCAAAAUACCCAACUUUUGUGUCCUGCUCCAUGGCAGCCUAAAAGUGGAAGGAAUGGUGGCAAUAGUUCAAUUAGGUCCUGAAUGGCAUGGAAUGCUCUACUCCCAAGCUGACAGCAAGAAGAAAUCAAACCUCAUGAUGUCUCUCUUUGAGCCUGGCCCAGAACCUCUCCCAUGGCUAGGGAAAAUGGCACAGUUGGGUCCUAUUUCAGAUGCUAAAGAAAACCCUUAUGGUGAAGAUGACAAUAAGAGCCCAUUCCCCCUGCAGCCCAAAAACAAACGCAGUUAUGCCCAGAAUGUGACUGUCUGGAUCAAACCCAGUGGCCUACAGACAGACGUACAGAAGAUUUUAAGAAAUGCAAGGAAACUACCUGAAAAAACACAGACAUUCUAUAAGGAGCUAAACCGUUUACGAAAGGCCGCCCUGGCAUUUGGUUUCCUGGACCUGCUCAAAGGGGUGGCUGACAUGCUGGAAAGGGAGUGCACACUGCUGCCCGACACAGCGCACCCAGACGCUGCAUUCCAGUUGACCCAUGCUGCCCAGCAACUCAAGCUCGCCAGUACCGGCACCUCCGAGUAUGCUGGGUAUGAGCACAACAUCACACCUUUGCACACAGACUUCUCCGGAAGCAGCACCGAAAGAAUGUAAAGCCGACUUUGGGAGCCUUCCUUCUUUUGUCAUUCCAGGUGAAAAUGAUUUAGGGUAAAAACUUUUUAGUUUGUUCACCUCUGCAGGAGCCACCCGAAGAACUCCGAGGCUGUCUCAGAAGCACCACUUGCUGGUUUCAGUGACUCUGCUAGAGUCUGAGGGAGGUUCCGAAGAGUGGUUGCCAGUUUGGGCUUUGACUUUAGCUUUUGGGGGCUGAGUCUUUAAGCCCAAAAAAACGCUGUUGCUCCCACAAUGGGCACAUCUCAGAAACUUAAAAGACUGUUGAGCACAGAGCUCUCUCCCACUUCCUCAGGAAAUCUAACCAGCAAGGGCUCUCCAGCUUCCUGAAAGGCACCUUUUUCCUUUUCUCUCUCAACCAUAAGGACACUUUCAGCCUCCUGUCCUUAGAAUGAGUAGCCCAGACUGUCUGGGGCUUGCUAAAUACAAGCCCAACACCUAAUUAAGCUUCAGAACUUUCCUUAGAACUUGGGCAAAAACUUGGUGGUAACCCUUUGGUGCUUUUGGUAUGUCUUGAGAUACAGACUUUUAAACAGCAACCAUAAAUGUAUAAAAUGA
Molecule: messenger RNA, 2494 nt
Organism: Lynx canadensis (Canada lynx)
Lineage: Eukaryota; Metazoa; Chordata; Mammalia; Carnivora; Felidae
Gene: INTS14
Product: integrator complex subunit 14
Exons: 12
Coding region: 362-1918 (518 amino acids)
Biological process (GO): snRNA 3'-end processing
Cellular component (GO): integrator complex
Source: RefSeq, a predicted model, not a curated record